AUGGCCGACGGAUUUGACGCAGUCAAGAUCAUCGAUGGUUCCGGCCAUCUUUUCGGUCGAUUGGCCGCUGUUGUCGCCAAGCAGUGCCUCAACGGACAGAAGGUCGUUGUUGUCCGAUGCGAGAACAUGGUUAUCUCCGGUAACUUCUACCGAAACAAGCUGAAGGUCCUCGAAUACCUCCGAAAGCGACAUCUCACCAAGCCUUCCCGAGGUCCCUUCCACGGUCGAUCUCCCUCCAAGAUGUUCAAGCACAUCAUCCGAGGCAUGCUCCCCCACAAGACCGCCCGCGGUCAGGCUGCCUUCAACUCUCUUAAGUGCUUUGAAGGCAUCCCCGCCCCCUACGACAAGUGCAAGCGAGUCAUCGUCCCAUCUGCCUACAAGCAGAUCAAGCUGAAGCCCAACCGAAAGUACGCUUCCAUCGGCCGACUCGCCGCCGAGACCGGCUGGAAAUACCAGACUGUCGUCGAGACCCUCGAAGCCAAGCGACAGGCCAAGGCUAAGGUCUACUUCGAGAAGAAGCAGGAGCGAGAAAACCAGCUCAAGGCCGCCAAGGAAGCUUGCGCCGCGAAGACCAAGGAUAUUGAUGCUCAGAUCGCCGCCUUCGGCUAUUAA
Oikopleura dioica is the source of this 612-nucleotide messenger RNA. The record is from the annotation of a GenBank genome assembly. Lineage: Eukaryota; Metazoa; Chordata; Appendicularia; Copelata; Oikopleuridae.